Molecule: messenger RNA, 3628 nt
Organism: Paramormyrops kingsleyae
Lineage: Eukaryota; Metazoa; Chordata; Actinopteri; Osteoglossiformes; Mormyridae
Gene: ezrb
Product: ezrin b
Cellular component (GO): cytoskeleton
Molecular function (GO): actin binding
Source: RefSeq, a predicted model, not a curated record
GGGGGGGUCACCUCCCCUCACACGUUGCCAGCUCCUUUCACACGGCGCAUGACCUCUUUGUGAUCUUCUGGAAUGAUCUACAUUCUUCUGGAAUCUUCUGUUCCCCACAACGUCCACUGUACUUAUUAACCAUGGGGCUAAAGGAGGCUGACGUUACUGCAGCCUGUAUGGAUUCACUCAGAUUCACUGAGCACUGCCAUCCCAUCAUAUUUCAAAUGAUUCAGAAUAGCCCACUGUACUAACAAGGUGUGAAGCCCUUGUGCUAUAAUAUUGUAGUUAUUGCCCUACCAAUUGCACAUAAUCUCCACACAACACAAAAGUUUAUUCAGACAUCUCCCCUUUGAAACUGAUUAAAUUGUAUGACAUAUAACUGUAAUUACUAAAUUUCCAUGGAGUGACUUUUGGAACAAACACAGCAUUUAGGAAACAGCAGUGUGGGAAACUUAAGGUUACUGCGUAUCAGCUGUUUACUUAGUCUUCUUAGAGGUCUGUAAUGAAGUUAGUCAGAUCGAGGUUAAAUACAGCCAAGCUGCAGUCUGCGAUGUGCGGAUGGAGCUGAGAAAACAUACUGAGGUGACAAUGCAGCUGAUCUGCGUCUCAGGGUAUAAACAGGCACGAUGACCAGCCCUGGAAGUUGUUAAUGGUUAAUUUAAGGAAAAGAAAGGAAGCCGAUGUGUCAGCGUAUACACUGAUAGAAGAUUAAGAAAAAGGCCUCUUGAAAAAAGGUUCCAUUCAUUACCACGAAUAAAGGAAGAACCUCGGCUGUGCCUCCGUCUGUCUCAAGGAGCCCGACUUUCCGCGUCUUCGCCGAGAACAGCGAGCGAAAAUGCCAAAGCCGGUCAAUGUCCGCGUCACCACCAUGGACGCUGAGCUGGAGUUUGCCAUCCAGCCCAGCACCACGGGGAAGCAGCUCUUCGACCAGGUGGUCAAGACCAUCGGUCUGCGGGAGGUUUGGUACUUUGGCCUUCAGUACAUGGACAGCAAGGGAUAUCACACCUGGCUGAAACUCGAUAAAAAAGUGGCAUCCCAGGACGUGAAAAAGGAGAACCCACUGCAGUUCAAAUUCCGGGCCAAGUUCUUCCCAGAAGACGUGUCCGAGGAGCUGAUCCAGGACAUCACGCAGAAGCUGUUCUUCAUGCAGGUGAAGGAGGCCAUCCUGACCGACGAGAUCUACUGUCCCCCGGAGACGGCCGUGCUGCUUGCCUCCUACGCCGUCCAGGCCAAGCACGGGGACUUCGCCAAAGACGUGCACCGCGCCGGAUACCUCACUUCUGACCGCCUGCUGCCCCAGCGUGUGCUGGAGCAACACAAACUCUCCCGAGAGCAGUGGGAGGAGCGGAUCCAGGUGUGGCACGAGGAGCACCGCGGCAUGCUGAAGGAGGACGCCAUGCUGGAGUACCUGAAGAUAGCGCAGGACCUGGAGAUGUACGGCGUCAACUACUUUGACAUCAAGAACAAGAAGGGCACCGAGCUGUGGCUGGGCGUGGACGCCCUGGGGCUCAACAUCUAUGAGAAGGAGGACAGACUGACUCCGAAGAUUGGAUUUCCCUGGAGUGAAAUCAGGAACAUCUCCUUCAACGACAAGAAGUUCAUCAUAAAGCCCAUCGACAAAAAGGCUCCGGACUUCUUGUUCUAUGCCCCCCGGCUGCGCAUCAACAAGCGCAUCCUGCAGUUAUGCAUGGGCAACCACGAGCUGUACAUGCGACGCCGCAAACCCGACACCAUCGAGGUGCAGCAGAUGAAGGCGCAGGCCCGUGAUGAGAAGCACCACAAGCAGAUGGAGAGAGCCCAGCUGGAAAAUGAGAAGAAGAAGAGGGAGGCCAUCGAGCGGGAGAAGGAGCAGAUGGAAAGGGAGAAACAGGAGCUGAUGAUGAGGCUGUACCACAUCGAGGAGAAGACCAAGAAGGCCGAGAGAGAACUGCAUGAGCAGAUGCAACGCGCCAUUCAGCUGGAGGAGGAGCGCCGGCGGGCAGAGGACGACGCCAUGCGCCUGGAAGUGGAUCGCCAGGCCGCGCUGAUGGCUAAGGAGGAGCUGGCCAGGCAGGCUGAGGACCAGCUGAAGAGCCAGGAGCAGCUGGCUGCGGAGCUGGCGGAGCACACAGCACGGAUCGCCCUGCUGGAGGAGGCUAAACGCCGUAAGGAGGUGGAGGCCAACACGUGGCAGCUCAAGGCCGAAGAAGCUCAGAAGGACCUGGAAAAGACCAAGGAGGAGCUCCAUGGGGUGAUGAUGGCCCCUCCCCCUCCUCCACCGCCCCCCGUCUACGAACUCAUGGACGACAACGAGCAGGAGGACGGUGAGGAGAGCAACAGCAGCUACAGUGCGGAGUUCCAGAAUGAGGGCAUCAAUGAUCACCGCAAGGAGGAGGACCGCCUCACCGAGGCUGAGAAGAACGAGCGCGUGCAGAAGCAGCUGCAGGCUCUGACCUCCGAACUGGCCCAGGCCCGUGACGAGAGCAAGAAGACCCAGAAUGACCUGCUGCACACGGAGAACGUGCGUGCUGGCCGCGACAAGUACAAGACGCUGCGGCAGAUCCGUCAGGGCAACACCAAGCAGCGGAUCGACGAGUUUGAGGCCUUGUAAUGGCCGCGUCCUGUACCCGGGCUCUGCCCGGCGCCCCUUUCUGAGUGGUCGCUGCACUACCCCCACCCCCCCCACCCUGUAGACACGCCCCCUUCACCCUGCGACGGAGAGUUCCUGUAACACCGCCGUGCCAAACUGAGUUUUCCCGAUCUAGCGAAUCUGUACGCUAUCGCUGUCACCAAAAUGACAUCUGACACGGACAAAAAAAAAUGCCGCUUUUUUUGUAGCCAAGUAGCUAAAAACAAAAGUGAAAUCGUGAGAGAGGGUGGCAGCGAGUGUCCCGCUGAGAAGGGGGCUGCUUCUUGGGUAUGGAGGGAUCACUCAGAAAGAGUAUCAGCCCUAAGCUGCCCUAAGACAGCCCUAAGCUGCCCCGAAAAGCCGACCAUCUAUUCAUUUUAUUUUCCAUUAUAUUUGAACACUUCCACUUGUUUAUGUCCAGGAAUCAUGCAUAGGUGAGUGUUUGUAUAUGGGUCAUUCCAAAAAGGGUAUUUCAGCCUACUUUGUAUAUUUUUGCUAUUGCAGUAUAACAAAUUUAAUUUGUAUUAUAAAGUUCCUAUAUGAACCAAAAUAAUGGUAGAUUUGUGUUCUAUAUAGUUGAUUUAAAGAGAUUUAUUUGUAAAUUAUUACUUUUUUUUUAUUAGUAUAUACUUGACUGCAUGUUAUUAAAUCAGUCUAGGAAGCUGUUAGAUGUUGAUUUUGUCACGCAGCUUUUCGCAGUUAAUCGUGACCCUCCAGAGGCUGUCUGGUGGCCGUCACCCUGGGGCUGUGGACAGAUGUUCUCCUCAAAGCACUAUGCUUUAAAUACUCCAGGGCCUGGCUGGAGCUUAACCUCUCUUCUGUUAAUUUUUAAGAUUCAGGAUUUUGCAGCCCUGUCUGGGUAGAGCAAGAAAUGUGCCGUCAUGUAAAUUUACAGGAAUUAACAGCGUGCGAAAUCUAAACGGCGUAACAUUUUCCCCUCUGUAUUGCUGUCCUGUAUUUAAACUUUUUUUUUUUUUAUGAAGUGUUCAACAUUAUGGGCAAUAAUAAAGGAAAGCCGUGACAAAGGUC